Schizosaccharomyces cryophilus OY26 is the source of this 1511-nucleotide messenger RNA. Its product is annotated as Clr6 histone deacetylase complex subunit Prw1. The transcript is spliced from 3 exons. Lineage: Eukaryota; Fungi; Ascomycota; Schizosaccharomycetes; Schizosaccharomycetales; Schizosaccharomycetaceae. Gene Ontology annotation, molecular function: histone binding. Gene Ontology annotation, biological process: regulation of gene expression. The record is from RefSeq and is a predicted model, not a curated record. Gene Ontology annotation, cellular component: Rpd3L complex; cytoplasm; nucleus. Bases 53 to 1336 code for a protein of 427 amino acids.
UCGAUGAGACGCGACUUACCAAGAGCCAAAUAAUUCAAUAAAGGAAAACUUAAUGGCUGUAAGUACUACUGCUCAGUCUGCCAAGCAGGUGCAAGCUUCUGAAGAAGCAAUUAAUCAAGAAAAAUGUAUUAAUGAAGAAUAUAAAAUUUGGAAAAAAAACUCUCCUUUUUUGUAUGAUUUGAUUAUUACGAGAGCUUUGGAAUGGCCAUGUAUGUCUCUUCAGUGGUAUCCAGAACAACAAAUGUUUCCUGAACUUGGAUAUACGGAACAAAAUAUGCUGUUAGGUGUCCGUGCUGACGCUGGAAAAUACUACCUUGCAAUUGCUGGCAUUCAACUACCUUACCUAAAUCAAAAUACAAAUCCUACUACUAUGGAAAAGGAUGAACAGGAAACGUCUCUUCGAGUCAACGUCCGCCAACUUUACUCUCAUCCAGAAUCAGUCAGCCGGGCAACAAUUAUGCCUCAGGAGACGAGCCACGUUGCUACUAUUGGGAAUAGCCACAAUGAUAUUUUAGUGUUUAACGGAUCAUCUUUUAACUCUUACAAUCCUUCAGGUGAAUUCCCAAUUCAACCUGCCAUGAAACUGCAAAAGCACAGCUUACCCUGUACGUCUUUGUGCUGGAACUAUAUGAAACAAGGGCAAAUGGUUUCGGCCUCUCGAGAUUCCAGCAUCUGUCAUUGGGACAUUGAGCGUUACAAUGAAGGCAAUCCUUCUUCUGCGUUAAAAGCUCAAGUGUCUACACAUGAAAAACCUGUUAAUGAUGUCAAAUACCAUUUUAAACAUGCAGAUAUUUUUGCUUCUGUCUCUGGCGAUCAACAUCUUCACCUUCAUGACAGCAGACGUCCAGACUAUUCAACAACCCCUUUGAAAAGCAUCCAUGCGCAUUCUUCGGAUGUGAAUGCACUCGCCUUCAAUCCUCACAAUGACUUUAUUAUGGCUACUUGCUCAGCAGAUAAAACGAUUGCCCUUUGGGAUCUCCGGAAUCUUAAUAACCGCUUGUACACACUUGAAGGACACGAGGACCAUGUUAACAAUAUCAAAUUUUCUCCUCAUGAAGAACCCGUGCUGGUUUCUACAUCUCUCGAUAGAAGAACUUUAAUUUGGGAUCUUUCGCGUAUCGGUGAGGAUCAGUCCGCUGAAGAAGCUCAGGAUGGGCCACCCGAACUCCUGUUCAUGCAUGGCGGCCACACCUCCUGUACCAUUGAUAUGGAUUGGUGUCCUAAUUACAACUGGACUUUAGCUACUGCUGCUGAAGACAACAUUCUCCAGCUCUGGACACCCUCCCGUUCAAUAUGGGGAAAUCAACAUCUUGAAGAAGAAGCUCUAGCUGCUUAAAAAGUGGCAUAAAAAAUCGAUUAUGAAGUAAUAAUCCCAAGUUAAAACAAAUAUUACUGGUUAUAUAUGGAGUUUGUGAAUGCAUUUCUAUUUACAGAUUAAACUUUCUUGAAUGAGGACCUUUUCCAUUUAUUAUAAGAAUAAAUAAACAACUAAAAACGGAAUUGUACCCAAC